CUAAAAGAGCUCAGCCACAGGCAGACAGUCGAGUGGAAUCACUGAGCAGAUUCAGAGUUAAAGUGGAUUUUUCUGAGAGUAUUAUCCCCGAAAACGGCAGAGAAAAUGCCGGAAUCUUGCUUAAAAUUCAUCAUUUUUCUCCUAUUUGCUAUCCAUCUGGGUGCGUCUCAGAAGGCAAGAAUCACGGAUAUUUCACUGAAACAGAUCAAAGAAAUUGGCGAGAGCACUCAUCUCAACUGCACAGCUAAGGAUGUGGGUAUGUCCAAGGUGUCGUGGAAUAAGAAGAAGCUGGACCUGACCGGUGACCCCAUCCCCAUAUCCUUCGAUGACCAACUCACGAUCAAUGACCCGCGCUUCAAGAUUGUCCAUGAUCAAGACACAUACAGCUUGCAGAUCAGCAAUAUCGGAAGCACAGAUAUGGGCAUCUAUGAGUGUCAGAUCUUUGUCUCCUUUGACGAGCGUCCCACCUCUUCAGUUGAACUCUUGGUACGCCAUCCACCCGUGAUCUCUGAGAAAUUAUCCACAAGAGUGGCUCAGGUGGCAGAACAUCAGCCAGUUAAUCUGGAAUGCUACGCUGAUGGAUACCCCAGGCCAAGUAUUACCUGGACCAGGGAGUACAAUGCACUAAUGCCAGGCGGAGGUCAUAAAAUCAACGGAAACGUUCUGAAGAUUACAUCAACUCGAAAAGAAGAUCGCGGAACUUACUACUGCUUAGCAGAGAAUGAUGUUGGCAAAUCAAAUCCAAAAACCGUAACUCUAGAAGUAGAGUUUGCACCUGUAAUAUCAAUCCCCCGGCCCAAGGUGGCCCAGGCCCUAGAUUACGACAUUGAGCUGAAAUGUCGUGUGGAGGCCUAUCCCCCUGCGUCGAUUGUAUGGCUACGCCAUGGAAAUCAGCUUCAAAGCAGUGAAGAAUAUAAAAUCUCCAACCUGGCCACAGUGGACCAGGUUACCACAUCUUCGCUCAUGAUCCGUGGUUUGGAGAGGGAUCAAUACGGCGACUACUACUGCCAGGCACGUAACUCAAAAGGACAAUCCGAAAGCAGAAUUCACGUCUUUGAAUCUGUCCUCCCUGUUUUAGAAUUGGUUUAACAGAAGUGAUGUUUGUUUUGAUUUGUGUUUUUUUUUCGUAAUACUUCCCUAACUCCUUGUAUUGCAACUAACGUGGUAUUUCCUUUAAGAAAACGCCUUCCCCGACAUCAACUUCGCAGGAAUAAUUUGGAGCAGUUCUCCAAUGUCCUAUAAUCCACUGCCAGUCGUCUAUAUAAUCACCAUGUCAACGUUACUGAUAAGAAUCCUAUAAAGACGCAUGAAGAUAGCUGCAUGGCUUCUCUAGAAAGUCAUGACCUCAAAACCCAGCCAAAACCGUUCUUGUGUGCCAAAUUCUAUCGAGUCUCGGACUAAACUGCCACAUGCGAGUGUACUUUAGGACAAAAUUUACAACAUAGAACUUAGAAGUAAAUAAUAUCUGCCAUUUUUCUCAUUAUAGUCUGUAGACCAUCCCUCAUACGUAGAUCCGUGGAGUGAUUUUAUUUACAACAUAAUCAUUUUUGCCAAAUAAAACCUAAAAUAGACAUUUUGUAAUUUCUGAAUUUCACAAAAUAAAGUAUUCUGACAUAUUUUUUAGAAAAAAAAGAAA
Messenger RNA from Phlebotomus papatasi, 1636 nucleotides. Its product is annotated as lachesin-like. Lineage: Eukaryota; Metazoa; Arthropoda; Insecta; Diptera; Psychodidae. The transcript is spliced from 4 exons. Bases 106 to 1089 code for a protein of 327 amino acids. Gene Ontology annotation, cellular component: neuron projection. The record is from RefSeq and is a predicted model, not a curated record.